CACACAAUCAACUGCCCACCCACGCCACGCAAGGAAGCAAGCAAACCGUCCGUCCCUAUCCAUCCAUCCACUUCUUUCUCCUCUUCAUCCUCUUCCGCUCCGCUCUGCUUUGCUUCGCUGCCAAGCCAUCCAUCGCUUCUCUCCUUCCUCUCGCCGGCGACGACUCUCCGCUACCCGCAGGAAGAAGGAGAGAGAAAGAAAAUGGCGGACAGCGGCGGCAGCGACUGGGAGGUGGUGUCGCUCACGGCCUCCACCUACGCCGCCGCCCCAGGACCAAUCUCGCCCAUCCACGACACCGCUGACAAAGCAGAGUCGCCUCUUCUUCUCCUCCCAAAUCCUCCCGCUCCCCCUGCACAUUUCUUCAUGUCCCAGCACUUCAAUCUGCCACCGCUUUUCGGUACCCAUCUUGAGAAUAAUAGCGGAGGCCAAGAAUUAGAAUCCGACCCUGCCAUGGCGGACGGCGAUGCCGACCAUCUCAACAUGCCCAUCUGCCCAGAAAACUACCGCGACAGCGGGAGGGAUGAUCUGCAGGUGGAAGGAGGAGGAGGAGAGGAACUGCAGCGAACCACCAUGCUCUGCUCCCUUGCUGACGCUACUGCAGGUGCAGAUGCUGCUGCUGAUGCCACUGCUGCUACCCUGCCUGCUCCUGCUCCUGCCGCCACGCAGACGGUGGCUGCUCCUUCCGGCGGAGUCGUCCCUCGCAAAAGUUGCAAUGCCGCUCAGGCUCAGGCUCAGGCUCAGGCUCAGGCUCAGGCGUGGUGGGAGAAGACCUUCUCCUUCCCGCGUCAAGGUGGGAAUGGGAAUGGGAAUGGCGGCACACAGCCCCUCCUCGCCUUCCGCUUCGUCUUCGUCGCCGGCAAACUGCAGCUUCAGGAACAAGACCACCUCAGCACUGUCCCUGAAUUCGUCGGCGUCCACGGCCAAACCCAGAAGAUAAGCUGCGUGGUGACUGAGCCACUUGGUCAGGUGAAAGGCAGCAUGCUUGGUGGAGGAAGCCCUGUUGCUCAGCAGGGGUAAAUUAACUACACAGGCUGCAUAGCAUGCUGCUGCUGAUGAUGAUGAUGAUGGCGAACAAAUUAGUACUAGUAUGGUAGCUAAGAAGUUGAUGAUGACUUGGAUCGAUGAUGAUGACGAAAAUGGUGUGGUGAAUACUUUCUACUUACUCUGAUCCAUGUAAGUGGAGUGGUAUUACUUAAUUAGUAGCUAGGCAAUGGAGUAUGAACAUGUAUGUAUGGGUGAGCAGUGGUACUCGUUAAUUCCAUCUUGCUAGCUAGUAUGAGUGUGGUGCUUGAAAAAAAUAUAUUUCUUGUUAGAAGAUCA
This is a messenger RNA of Triticum aestivum (bread wheat), 1320 nucleotides long. RefSeq names its product ATG8-interacting protein 2. Bases 202 to 1017 code for a protein of 271 amino acids. Gene Ontology annotation, cellular component: intracellular membrane-bounded organelle. The record is from RefSeq and is a predicted model, not a curated record. The transcript is spliced from 3 exons. NCBI's taxonomy places the organism in Eukaryota, Viridiplantae, Streptophyta, Magnoliopsida, Poales, Poaceae.